This is a messenger RNA of Porites evermanni, 1668 nucleotides long. NCBI's taxonomy places the organism in Eukaryota, Metazoa, Cnidaria, Anthozoa, Scleractinia, Poritidae. The record is from the annotation of a GenBank genome assembly.
GACUAUGACGAACACGAUAAUUAUGACCACCCUGAAGGUAAUAUUCUUGACAUUGUCAAAGUUUUUUUUUCAGCUGGACUCGGGUCACUUGCUUUGAGUUUAACAUUUUUUGCUGCUCCGCUGCCUGGCUAUAUCUCUGAUCGUUUUGGCUUUCGCAUCACAAACUCCGUCGGAGCCAUGCUGUGCAUGACCGGCUUGGUGACGUCAUCAUUUGCUCAGAGCCUCACUCUCAAGUUCCUUACACACGGUCUGCUGAUGAGUUUAGGAAUAUCUUUUAUCUACAGUUCUUGCUAUCUUGUGAUAGCAAAAUACUUCGAAGAGAAGUUAUCCGUAGCAACUGGCAUUGUAGCUUUGGGAGCAGGUUUCGGUGUCUUUUUUACAGGCCCAUUGCUUCAAGCUCUUUUGGACUCGUAUGGCUGGAGAGGUACUUACAGAAUAAUGGUGGCAUCUUUUAUUGUUGUUUGUAUCCUGGGGCUGACUUAUAACCCGAACGUACAAGAAACAACAUUGGUCACUUCCUUUAACAAUGACCAGGACAAAGAAGACAAACUGAGUAGAAUUUCUCUUUACUGUAGCCUGUGGACAUUUCCUACUUUCGUCGCCGUGGUCACAUCUAUGCUGCUUACAGGAUUUGCGAUUUUCAUUCCAUUAAUUUUUCUGGUGAGUUUUUUUCAUUAAACAAAUAAAUAAAUAAAAAUGGGAACUAAAGAUUGCGGGCUAGAAUUGAAAAAGAAUAUUAAUUUACUAUUUUUGAUUGAUUAUUGUUGCCUAUAGGUGAAAUAUGCAGAGGAUCACGGAAUAACAGCACAAGCUGCAUCUCGCUUGUUUAUUUUCAUUGGCCUUGUUUCAUCGCUUGGAAGGGCAGUUGCAGGAAUUUUGUACAAGAACAAGAGAGUCAAUCCCAUAUUUAUACAUCAAGCCUCCUUGCUGACAUUGUCUCUUUGCGUAUUUUUGCUUCGGUUUGCUUCGAAUUACUGGUCUUUAGUCUUGUUCAGUAUUGUCUAUGGCUUAAGCGAUGGAGUUUUCAUAACAGGAUCUCUGUAUAUUCCAAUGAGCUGUGUGGACAGCAAAAGAAAAACAGCGGCUUUUUGUACUAGUUGCUUCUUUUAUUCACUAGGAGCAGUCAGCGGCAGUCCCAUCGCUGGUGAGUUAUGAUAUGAUACCCAUCAAUAAAUAAAUAAUGGAAAAGUAUAUAACAAUACCCCAAAUAAGGAAGUCCAAUAGCGUGAACAGUUACUCCUGGGGGCUCUCACGUGGCAAAAUGAUUGACUAAAAAAGGUUUCCUUUCCACAAACGUUAUAUGGAUAGUGUUAGCCUUUUUAUGGCUAGAUAACUAUUUUUUAUUUGUACAGAGACAUCGUAAAGCCACAAGUCUUAAUUUUGGUUUUUACAGCAACGUAUCAUCACCAUUCUUCUUUAUGUGAUCUUUCGUUAUUAACAGGUAUGAUAGUGGACCAUACAGGAAGCUACGUUCAUGCAUUCUACAUGAGUAGUGCUGUCGCCAUGGCCUCGUUCCUUCUUAUUCUAAUGAUUUUGAUUCCCAUCAAUCGAAAAAAAUCGAAAGUUCAUCCUCAGGAUAAGAUGGAAGAAGAUACGAAAAUGGACAAGGCGGGAUCAGAAGUGAUUGAAAAUCAGAAUAAAGACCGACUGAAAGAAUUCCCUUGUUAG